Phaethon lepturus (White-tailed tropicbird) is the source of this 787-nucleotide messenger RNA. RefSeq names its product von Willebrand factor A domain-containing protein 8-like. The record is from RefSeq and is a predicted model, not a curated record. NCBI's taxonomy places the organism in Eukaryota, Metazoa, Chordata, Aves, Phaethontiformes, Phaethontidae. Gene Ontology annotation, cellular component: cytoplasm. The transcript is spliced from 2 exons. Bases 18 to 362 code for a protein of 114 amino acids.
UGCUGUGCACACAGAUCAUGCAUGCCCAUGCUCAGUUCUGCAUGAGUGGAGACCAUACCUUGGAAGGGACAGAGCAUGCCAUUCGUGAAAUCGCCAAGGAAGAGGCUGACGAGUAUUUUGUUAUUGUCUUGAGUGAUGCAAAUCUCGAGCGAUAUGGUAUUCGGCCAUCAAGGUUUGCCCAGGCCUUGACCACCAAUGCUCAAGUCAAUGCUUUCGCCAUAUUUAUAGGAUCCUUAGGAGACCAGGCAGAUAGGCUGCAGAGGACACUACCAGCAGGUCGGUCUUUUAUUGCCAUGGAUACCAAAGAGAUCCCCCAGAUUUUGCAGCAGAUCUUCACAUCUACCAUGUUGUCAAGUGCCUAAAGCAUCACUGAUGUCACGGUGCGUGAAUUCAAAGAAGAAACCCACUCCCACUGGAGAUACAAACCCUAAAGCUGAGGAUAAACACAGUUACUAAUAAAAUACAGGCUGUUCUUUAAUAAGCAAACCGACCCAAAUCUGCACGACAGCCGGGCUGUAAAAUUUCACCCAAAAUCUCUCAACCGACUUAGCACGUUCAAAGAAUUACAGCGGGGCGGAGGUGUAUCGCAGGAUGGCAACAGAGCGAGUGUUUUUCCGGAGGGACAAAUAAAGAAAGGACAGUUUGUGAUCGUUCCUCUGCCUGCCACGUUGCCAGCACUGCAGCAUCAUCUCACCCUGUUUUAUUAAACACGGUUCGCUGGGAUUUGAUAAUAUUAUGCAAGGCAGAGCCAGGCAAUCUGUUUCAGUGUUUUGUGUGCAUAUGUUUG